GGGCUUUGACGAAAGUUGUCGAUUCCAUUAUUUCCUUUAAAGAAAAAAAAAAAAAAAAAAACCCAGCCAAAAAACCCGAGCUGCUGUUAGUUCCUCGUCUGCACUUUUUCCCUCCUCUGGAGAGGAGGGGUAGUGUGAGGAAAGGAGCGAAGAAAAUAAGAGGCAUUUCCUCCCCGCGGGGAGCGACAGCCGAGUCUCGGCCGCCAGCGGGAGCGGCGUUGGCAGCCGCCGCGGGCGUCGGGCCGCCCCGGGUCCCACUAUGCAGGAGCCGGCCGAGAGCUGCUGAGGCGCCGGGCCGCAGAAGCGGUGUUCCAGUGCAGCGGGCUCCGGCGCUCGCGGACCAGUCCUGUCCCCCCGGCGGCGGCGGCGGCGGGAUGGAGCCGGCGGCCGCGCCCCGGCCGGACAUGGCGCCGGAGCUGACCCCCGAGGAGGAGCAGGCUACUAAGCAGUUUCUUGAGGAGAUCAACAAGUGGACAGUUCAGUACAAUGCUUCUCCACUCUCCUGGAAUGUGGCUGUCAAGUUCCUCAUGGCCAGGAAGUUCGAUGUGCCUCGUGCUAUAGAGCUGUUUCAUGCCUACAGAGAGACAAGAAGAAAGGAAGGCAUCGUGAAGCUGAAACCUCACGAGGAACCUCUCCGUUCUGAGAUCCUCAGUGGGAAAUUCACCAUCUUGAAUGUUCGAGACCCAACUGGAGCCUCCAUUGCCCUUUUCACUGCCAGGUUACAUCAUCCUCACAAGUCCGUCCAGCAUGUGGUACUUCAGGCCUUGUUUUAUUUGCUAGACAGAGCUGUGGACAGCUUUGAAACUCAAAGGAAUGGAUUGGUGUUUAUCUAUGACAUGUGUGGUUCGAAUUAUGCCAACUUCGAGCUAGAUCUUGGCAAGAAAGUCCUAAACCUGCUGAAGGGAGCAUUUCCAGCUCGUUUGAAGAAAGUGCUGAUUGUAGGCGCACCCAUAUGGUUCCGAGUGCCCUAUUCUAUCAUCAGCCUGCUCUUGAAGGACAAAGUCCGGGAGAGGAUUCAGAUAGUAAAGACAUCUGAAGUUACCCAGCACCUGCCUAGGGAGUGCCUUCCAGAAAAUCUGGGUGGGCACGUCAAAAUUGACCUCGCCACUUGGAAUUUCCAGUUCCUGCCCCAAGUGAAUGGCCACCCAGAUCCCUUCGAUGAGAUCAUCCUGUUUUCCCUACCUCCUGCCUUAGACUGGGACUCAGUACAUGUUCCAGGUCCCCAUGCCAUGACCAUCCAAGAGUUGCUAGACUAUGUUAAUACCAGGCAAAAGCGGGGCAUAUAUGAGGAGUAUGAAGACAUCCGCCGUGAGAACCCUGUUGGCACUUUCCACUGUUCCAUGUCUCCAGGAAACCUCGAGAAGAACCGAUAUGGAGAUGUGCCCUGCCUGGAUCAAACCAGAGUGAAGCUGACAAAGCGCAGUGGCCACACUCAGACAGAUUACAUCAAUGCCAGUUUCAUGGAUGGCUACAAGCAGAAGAAUGCUUAUAUUGGUACACAAGGCCCUUUGGAGAAUACCUAUCGUGACUUCUGGCUCAUGGUUUGGGAGCAAAAAGUUUUGGUGAUUGUAAUGACUACCCGCUUUGAGGAAGGUGGCAGGAGAAAAUGUGGCCAGUAUUGGCCUUUAGAAAAAGACUCUCGGAUCCGAUUUGGCUUCCUCACGGUGACUAAUCUAGGAGUGGAGAACAUGAACCAUUAUAAGAAAACGACUCUAGAAAUUCACAACACAGAGGAGCGGCAGAAACGCCAGGUGACCCACUUCCAGUUCCUAAGCUGGCCAGACUAUGGUGUCCCUUCCUCAGCAGCUUCUCUCAUUGACUUUCUGAGAGUGGUCAGGAAGCAGCAGAACCUGGCUGUCGGCAGCCUGGGAGCACGGUCCAAAGGGCAGUGCCCUGAGCCUCCCAUUGUGGUUCAUUGCAGUGCAGGCAUCGGCAGGACAGGUACCUUCUGCUCAUUGGACAUCUGCCUGGCACAGCUGGAGGAGCUUGGCACCCUCAAUGUGUUCCAGACAGUGUCACGCAUGAGGACACAGAGGGCCUUCAGCAUCCAGACCCCUGAGCAGUACUACUUUUGCUACAAGGCCAUUCUAGAGUUUGCAGAGAAGGAAGGCAUGGUUCCCUCUGCUCACAGCCUGUUGGCCAUGGAGGGCCAAUAACUGUUCCACGAGUUUCUACCUGCUGGCCAGCCUUCCUUAAACUACCCUGGACACCGCUGAGCCUAUAGGUUGCCAUCAGUUAUGCUGAAGCCAUGGAUCAACCUCUUUCUUGUGUCUCCCAGCGCACAUGUGCACGCAAGGCAGCCUUUCCCUUUGGCUAGAUAAAUGUGGUGAAAUUGCCACUAGAAAGGGCCAGCAGCAAUGUGUUCUUAAUUCCUAGCACCUGCUAUUGAACUGUGCCUUAUUAAAACCAAAUUGUGGCUGUUGAGUUUUGCCAGGGUCCCUGAGGUAAGUGGGGAAGGAACCCCCAUCUCCCAAUGCCAUUCUUCUUCUGGAAGUCUCCUCCUUCCCUUUGCUAGGAUUUGACAGGGAGGUUUGGUGAGCAUUCACCUUCCUGCCCAGAGAGCUUGACCAAGUUACAUAUUCUAGAGAAUGUCCCGAGUGCCAAGCACGUUUAUACAUAGGGCGUGUAUUCCAGUCUUUUCUGUCAUUCUGUGUGUGUGCGCGUGUACUUAACGUGUAUGGAUCCAUAUGUG
Messenger RNA from Onychomys torridus (southern grasshopper mouse), 2692 nucleotides. RefSeq names its product protein tyrosine phosphatase non-receptor type 9 (gene Ptpn9). The transcript is spliced from 13 exons. Gene Ontology annotation, molecular function: protein tyrosine phosphatase activity. The record is from RefSeq and is a predicted model, not a curated record. Gene Ontology annotation, biological process: protein dephosphorylation. NCBI's taxonomy places the organism in Eukaryota, Metazoa, Chordata, Mammalia, Rodentia, Cricetidae. Bases 375 to 2156 code for a protein of 593 amino acids.